AUGACAAUUACUUCAGUCAAGAAGAAUUCUUAUUUUAGAAUUGCCGCUGAUGAUGCGCUCUUCAAGGAUUGCUUUACCAAGUCACCAUUAGCUCAGAACAUUGCUCAAAAGGCAGGUGCUAUGGUCGCUGCCGUAAACACUACUCUCCAUGGUGUAGCUAGUGGAUCUGGUGCCACAGUCUUCCCAGAGCACUAUUUGAACCAAGAAUGCUAUGUAAAGAGUCAAGGAGCCAUCCGUUUCAAGAUUGUCAAUCCAACCGGAACAUUCCGCAUCUUCUUUAAUUCGAAGAAGGAAGAUUCCAAGGGUGCAUAUUCUAUCUAUGUUUUGGAGGUAUCUGCCAGUGCCGCUACAUUCCUCAACUACAACAAUAACAAUGCAUCCAGCAUUUUGGCUACCACCCUGGAUUCACGAGCUCUCCUCGAGACUGACAACACUGUCAACUACUGGUUCUCACUUGACAAGAAGAAUAAAGUAUUGAAAUAUGGAAAGGGUGAAGCAACUGAACAACUUACUCUACUUGCUUACAAGUUCCCACCAAACAUUGCAUUCCUCCAGGAUCUCGCCUACAUAGGUACCUCGUUGGAACAAUCAUUCAUCUCCAAGGUUAAGUUUUACGAGCUACCAGUUACCUUCCAACUACCCCCAUAUGUCAUCAACAACGAUGUCAUCACACUCGAUGAUAUUGAAGCCGGACAUAUCACUGCCAUUGGAAAUCUACCAAAGGAAUGCCAACAAUUGUAUUCUGUUGUUGCUGGAAACAGUGUUGUUCUUCCAGAUGCAGUAACAAUAGCCAUCCGUAAAUCACUUGACAAUAAAGGUGCACUUUACAAGAAAUGUGUUGAAAAAGCUCAAGAACACCACUCUAAAUUAGAGGAAACAUAUCUACGUGUUACUUUGGGUAUGGAUUCUGGAUAUUCGCCUGGUAUACCUUUCGUUUUAGAGCUCUGGCCAAAGGGACACAAUUCACCAAUCCAUCAACACUCUGAUGCCUUUGCUAUCAUCAAGGUUCUCCAUGGUACCAUUCAUUGUAACUACUAUUCUGACCUGAAUCCAAAGAUUCAUGUUCCAUAUUUGGAAACUGAUUUCAGUGAAAAACAGGUUACAUAUCUCACUCCAUAUCUCUACCAAACACAUAUGCUCAAGAAUAUCUCCCAAGAUUUUUGUGCAACUAUUCAAUGUUACAGAUAUUCCAGUGAUGACAGAAUUCAUUAUGAAUACUUUGACUUCUUAAACGAUCAAAACAAGAUUGAUAAGUUCACACCAAACACUGACUACACAUAUGCUGGUCUUAAGAAGGUUUUACAAGAUGAAGGUCUUCUUGCAAAGAAAGUAAAGAAACAAGUCUCUGCUUAA
Heterostelium album PN500 is the source of this 1353-nucleotide messenger RNA. RefSeq lists its product as uncharacterized. NCBI's taxonomy places the organism in Eukaryota, Evosea, Eumycetozoa, Acytosteliales, Acytosteliaceae. The record is from RefSeq and is a predicted model, not a curated record. The transcript has 3 exons. Bases 1 to 1353 code for a protein of 450 amino acids.